AUGUCGGAAUCAGACAAUGAAAACAAUUUUGGACAAUUUACUCUUCCAGAAACAGAAUCUGUUAUUUUUACUAAAAAGGCCAAACCAACAAUUAAUUCAACUACGAUUGAUACAUCAAUAACAGAAACAACAACAAUUCUUACAACAUCGACUGAUUCUUAUCCAACAACAAUGAACGAAUGGUAUCCAACAUUAUCUCUUCCAAAACGUUAUGAAUUCACGCAAAGUGAUUUUCAGUCUAUGGUUACUGUUGAUGUUAAUGAAGACAAUCAUGCAGAUAUUGUUAUUGGAGACAAGAACAAACCUCGUAUAAUAAUCUUUUUAAAUUCAGCUAAUAAUCAGUUUAGUAAUGGAAUUAUUCAUCCAACUGAUGUUGGAAUAGGUUAUUUAUUCAAAGCUGAUAUGAAUAAUGAUAAUAAAAUUGAUUUUAUCGGUUUUCAAGGAGGAUCUAGCACUUUGAUGAUUAUUAUUUAUAAUACUGGCAAUGGAACAUUGAAUCGUACAAAAAUUCUGAAAAUGAAUGCAAAAAUGAAAUAUAUUGAUGUUGCUGAUAUUAAUCAAGAUAAUUAUACAGAUAUUCUAAUCGUGUAUACUAAUAAACCACAUGUAUAUAUUUUAUUUAACAUGGGAAAUGAAAAUUUUAGUAAUGGAACAAAAUAUGAAACGAAUUAUAUAGUAGAUCAUUUUAAAAUACUUAAUAUUAAUGAUAAUCAAAGGUUUAAUUUGAUUGUUGCUCAUGAAAAACAAAACUUAAGUAUUUUAUUUGGUGAUCAUAAUAAAAGUUUCAUCGAUGAAGUUAAUUAUCCACCUGAAUCUUUGGUACAUACUAUUUUAUUAAAUGAUAUCGAUAAUGAUAAUAAUACGGAUAUUAUUAUUGGUAAUCGCGAUCGUGAUUUUAAUUUUCAAAUUUUAUUUAAGGAAAAUAGUGACACAUUUUAUC
Messenger RNA from Adineta steineri, 940 nucleotides. The record is from the annotation of a GenBank genome assembly. Lineage: Eukaryota; Metazoa; Rotifera; Eurotatoria; Adinetida; Adinetidae.